This is a messenger RNA of Pistacia vera, 1219 nucleotides long. Its product is annotated as 2-oxoglutarate-Fe(II) type oxidoreductase hxnY-like. Lineage: Eukaryota; Viridiplantae; Streptophyta; Magnoliopsida; Sapindales; Anacardiaceae. The record is from RefSeq and is a predicted model, not a curated record. The transcript is spliced from 11 exons. Bases 139 to 987 code for a protein of 282 amino acids.
GCCACUGACAGAGUCUCGCUCCUUAACUGCAUCGAUCUCUCCAGCUCUGACAUUCCCCAAUCCUUUUCUCUCCUCAAACAGGCAUGCUUGGAUUGUGGAUUCUUCUACGUGAUUAAUCAUGGGAUAAGUCAAGAAUUCAUGGACGAGGUUUUUGGUAUGAGUAAAAGGUUUUUUGAAUUGCCAUUGAAUGAGAAAAUGAAGCUUUUAAGGAACGAGAAACACAGAGGUUACACACCUGUUCUUGAUGAGCUUCUUGACCCUGAUAAUCAAGUACAUGUAGGAGAUUAUAAGGAGGGAUAUUACAUAGGUGUUGAAGUACCUGAAGGUGACCCUGAAGCAGAAAAGCCCUUUUAUGGUCCAAAUGUGUGGCCUGCACCAGAUGUUUUGCCUGGAUGGAGGGACACAAUGGAGAGAUUUCAUCGAGAAGCUUUAGAGGUGGCUAAAGCAGUUGCAAGGAUAAUAGCCCUUGCACUUGAUUUAGAGGUUGAUUUUUUUGAUAAGCCUGAAAUGCUUGGAGAGCCUAUUGCUACCUUGAGGCUACUACACUAUGAAGGUCGAGUUUCUGAUCCUGUGAAAGGAAUAUAUGGAGCUGGGGCACAUUCAGACUUCGGUUUGAUUACCCUCUUAGCAACAGACGAUGUGUUAGGUCUUCAAAUAUGCAAGGAUAAGGAUGCUAAACCUCAGAUAUGGGAAUAUGUAGCACCAGUAAAAGGAUCAUUUAUUGUGAAUCUUGGUGACAUGCUGGAGCGGUGGAGCAACUGUAUAUUCAAGUCCACUCUGCACAGAGUCUUAGGAAAUGGCCGUGAGAGAUAUUCUAUUGCGUACUUUGUGGAACCUAGUCAUGAUUGUCUUGUUGAGUGUUUGCCAACUUGCAAGUCAGAGAAAAAUCCUCCCAAGUUUCCCCCAGUCAAAUGUGGAACAUACCUGUGCCAACGCUAUAAGGAUACUCACGCUGAUCUGAACGUAUACAACAAACUCCAAAAUUGAGUUUGCUACAGGAAUUCCAUACAGAAGUCCAGCCGUAAAGGCUCUUUCAGAUGAAGUGUCACAGAAUAAACCAGGGGUGCUUUAACUUAAUUAUGCAGUUGUAUUAUUAAUUAAGGAUAGACUGUGAUUCCCCAAGAAAAUUAGAUAAGAAACAGUAGAGUUCCUUCAAUUGAAUACCUAUGAAGGAUGGAUAAGUUAUACGAAGUAGAAAAUAAAUUGUGCCCUUGUGAUA